GCUUCCAACCAAACAACAAUAUUAACCAACACACAAAUUAACUAUAGUCUAGCUCUCUCUUGUGCUUGCUAAUGCUAGCUUGUUCCCUCCUAAGUAGCAUAGUUCUUGCACUAGUUAAUUAGCAUUAGCUUCAUCCAUUAGUAACUGAGAUCUAUCACCACUCACUAGUCACUCUAGUUAUUAACUAUGCUAGAAGUUAAGGUUAGAUAUAGUGCUUAGAGAGGAAUUAAACCCUAACUAUAUAUAGCUUGUCUUUUUUUCUUCUUCUUCCUCCUCAUCUUGCUAGCUAUAGCUUAUAUACCAUGAGGACAGAACUACUCACCACCAUCUCCUUGCUCUUCAUCUUCUUCUCCACCAUGAACCCUAGCUCUGCACAGCUUUCAUGGCUUUUCUCUCUCCUGUAUCUCUCUGUGGCCAUGGCGCUGCUCGCCUUGCGGUUUCUUUUGAAGCGCCAUGCGCAUGAUGCACGACGUCGGGUUAAUGGCGGCGCCGGCGGCGGCGCCAUUCCCGGGCCGCGGGGGUGGCCGCUCCUGGGCUCUCUCCCGGCGGUGUCCGGCCCGCUCAUGCACCGCCGCCUCGCGGCGCUGGCCGACGCGCACGGGGAUCGGCGGCUGAUGUCGCUGUCCCUCGGCGCCACGCCCGUGGUGGUGAGCAGCCACCCGGAGACGGCGCGGGAGAUCCUCGCCGGCGCGGCGUUCCGCGACCGGCCCGCCAAGGCCGCGGCGCGCGAGCUCAUGUUCUGCCGCUCCAUCGGCUUCGCCCCGGCCGCCGCCGGCGCGGACGGCUACUGGCGCCUCCUCCGCCGCGCCGCGGGCGCCGGCAUGCUCUCCCCUCGCCGCGUCGCGGCGCUCGCCGCCCUCCGCGCCCGCGUUGCCGACCGCAUGUCCAAGAACGUGUCCCUCCACGUCGCCGCCGGCCAGGCCUCGUCCAUGCGAGCCCUCCUCCAGGCCGCCUCCCUUGACAACAUGGUCGGCAGCGUGCUAGGGCUAGAACAACACCCACAACAACAAGAAGAAGAUGGCCGCCAUGGCGGCAGCAGCAUGAGCAUGAGCAUGGUGAUAAAGGAGAUGGGUGAGAUGGUGAAGGAAGGGUAUGAGCUGGUGGGCAUGUUCAACCUAGGAGACCACUUCAGCAGCAGCAUGUGGCUGUGGGGGUUGCUGGACUUCCAUGGGGUGGGGCCCAGGUGUCAGAGGCUGGCAGCUAGGGUUAGGGUUCUCUUUGGGAGGGUGGUGGAGGAGAGGAGGAGGAUCAACAAGGAUGAGCUGCACAAGAUGGAUGAUCUUCUUAGCUACAUGGUUGCCAUGCCUGAGGAUGAAAGGCUUCAGGACUCUGAUCUAAUUGCUGUCCUCUGGGAGAUGAUCUUUCGUGGGACAGAUGUGGUGGCCAUACUCCUGGAAUGGGCCUUGGCCAGGAUGGUACUUCACCCAGACAUCCAGUCCAAGGUACAACAAGAGCUGGACAUGGUGGUUGGCCAUCGACCCAUGGUCGACUCCGACAUCCCCAACCUCCCCUUUCUCCAUUGUGUCAUCAAGGAGACCCUUCGGAUGCACCCGCCAGGCCCACUUCUUUCAUGGGCCCGUUUGGCGGUGCAAGAUGUUCGCGUGGGGAAGUAUUUUGUUCCCGCUGGGACCACGGCCAUGGUGAACAUGUGGGCUAUAUCGCAUGACGAGACUAUAUGGGGUGACCCAUGGGUGUUCCGACCAGAGAGGUUCAUGGAGGAAGACGUUAAUGUGUUGGGAUCGGACUUGAGGUUGGCACCUUUUGGGUCAGGUCGCCGAGUGUGCCCUGGCCGAAUGAUGGGCCUCUCCACCGCCUAUUUGUGGUUCGGUCGGCUGUUGCAGGAGUAUAAGUGGUUGAUGGCUCAGCCUGUUAAGCUUGCAGAGUGCCUCCGUCUUUCUAUGGAGAUGAAGAAACCUCUGGUUUGUCGUGCGGUUCAUCGUAACAAAACAGUCUAUUAGCUGGGUUUGCAUGGGUGGUGUUAACCGAAGACUAAAUGCUGUGUAUGUAAAUUAGACAUAUCUACAUGGAUGGUCUUGCUAAUAUAUAUUUGCGAAACCAUGUUUAUGACUUGACGAAGUUGUCGAGUAAACAUGGAAUUAAAAGGUGGUUAGGGCUGACUAAUUUAUUCCGUGUGUAAUCAGCCUUUUAUAUAUGAAUCGCGGCAUGUUACUAA
Molecule: messenger RNA, 2173 nt
Organism: Oryza brachyantha (malo sina)
Lineage: Eukaryota; Viridiplantae; Streptophyta; Magnoliopsida; Poales; Poaceae
Product: cytochrome P450 78A5-like
Exons: 2
Coding region: 303-1958 (551 amino acids)
Molecular function (GO): iron ion binding; monooxygenase activity; oxidoreductase activity, acting on paired donors, with incorporation or reduction of molecular oxygen
Source: RefSeq, a predicted model, not a curated record